This is a messenger RNA of Alosa alosa (allis shad), 4600 nucleotides long. RefSeq names its product F-box protein 34 (gene fbxo34). The transcript has 3 exons. Gene Ontology annotation, molecular function: protein binding. Bases 744 to 3071 code for a protein of 775 amino acids. The record is from RefSeq and is a predicted model, not a curated record. NCBI's taxonomy places the organism in Eukaryota, Metazoa, Chordata, Actinopteri, Clupeiformes, Clupeidae.
AGAGAGCAGUGUGCAAUAUGUGUGUUGGAGAAGCUUUAAACGCUGCACUUCCGACUUGUUGAGACUGUCUGCGUUGGCUUGGCCAAAGUGAUGUUUCGGAUGUGAAGCUGUUUUUGAAGUUCCCCCACCCACCACACCCAACUUCUUUACCAAGUGCUGCUUACCAAAUCACGAUGAAAAGCGUUCCUAUCAACACAAGUGUUGGUGCUUAAAGUAUUUCACCGUUUGACAUAAUGCCUCUGCCAAGGUUUCCAUACCUUCCAGGGUGAAAACUUACCAAUUCAGUACACACACACACACAUGCGCGCGCACGCACGCACACGCACGCAGCCACAUGCUCUUUGUUCCAGGGUGUGUUCAGCAGAGCUUCGAUGCAUUCCAGGGAAAGGACGAGAGAGAUUGGAUCCCUCUCGUGUUGAUAUAUUUUAGACUCGCACUCUAAAUGGGACACAUUAGAAACCCAGUCACAGCAAAAUGUGCAUUAGUGUCUUGACUUGAGAUGGAGAUCAAGAAGAUGGAGGGGCAGCAAGGGCAGGUUGAGGAGGGGGGCAGCAAGGAAUUUGCCCCGGAAAACGAUCUCCUGCCUGUUUGCACAAGGUGUGCUCACAUAUCCAAUUUCAGCAAGGGAGAAGAAAGUUGCCUGGUCUUGAUGCAGCCCAACAGUAGUUGGAGUCUCUGAUCCUCUCCCUGAAGAAGUGCAUUGUGGGAGCGUCCUGUCCCGCUGUGCUGGAGGGAGGGACCUCAUGCCCCAGAAAUGUGAAUCAAUCAGCUAUUUCAGCCCAGCCCCUUACCAGGACCCACGGAAGUCAUCCUGCAAAGCCCAACUAGACUGGAGGUUAGCAAGCAUGCACCUCAAGCCAUACCCCAACCCCCAGAAGAAGGAGUCUGUGGUGGAGGGCCCCUGCGGCCUGCACGUGGACCAGCAGGGGGCGCUCAAGCCUGAGUGGGGCUUGCGCGCGCCCUGCCCUCUGGUGCCCUCGUCUGGCGGCGGCUCAGCCAGCCGCUGUCCACUCGGUGUCCUCUCUACCAACACGCUCCACUGUUCCUCCUCCUCCGCCAACAACAACAACACCAACAACACAAACACCACCAACAACAACAACAACAACAACAAAUUGAGCAGCUCCUGGGCAGCACGAAAGGGCAAAGGGAACCCCCUGGUGCCUGCAAAGGUGGCCCUCACAAGCUCCCUACUGCUCCUGGCGUCCCCUGCGGGGCUGGAGAACGAAGCCUCGCUGCGGAUAUACCAGAGCGAGGACGGCGACGGGCCCCUGGACAUCUGGGCGGUCAUCAAGCCAGGCAACACCAAGGAGAAGAUCGCCAUCUUUGCCGGUCGGCAGCGUGGGAGGUCGAACGACGUCGACGGCGGGCGGGGGGUGGGUGACGCUGCGCCGGUGGGAGAGGGAGGUCAACAGGAUACUCGCGUGACGUGCUCGAUGAAGAGCAAGGGCUGCUGGGGUGAAGGUGGCUCGCUGGCCAAGCGUCGGCGGCUGGGCAAAACGGACAAAACGAAAAGCCCAGACAUCCAGAGAACACAAAAUCCAGGGAGGCUGCCUCCCCCAGUCCCUCUGUGCGAGACACCAGCUCACUGUGCCGGCGACUCGGAAGAGGGAUUGCCACAAGUGGAAGGGGACGAAGGAGGCAGGAUGGUCUCUGUGGUGGAAAUGGUGGCCUUACUGGAGCAGUUGGCAAAUGGCGACCAACACAUGGACUCGAAGCCUGUUUCCCGCAACUCCAGCACCAUCACGCUGCCAAAAUCCCCCCCACCCAUACCAGAGCCCAAAGUGGUGGAGUCGGUGGAGGGUCAGGAGGAGUCGGAGAGUGUGCGGGUGCUGGACAUGGUGGCCCGGCUAGAGUCGGAGUGUCUGAAAAGGCAGAGCUCUCGCGAGUCAGGCGAGCUUUCCCGCAACAACAGCCUGCGCCGUAACGUGGCUCGCGUCCUGCUGGCCGGCUCGGAGCCUUAUCAGGCCCCAACGCAGCCAGAAUCGCCCGCUGACAGCCAGGUGGACAAUCAGCAUCUAGUUGAAGGGCCGUCAGUGGAGGGGAACAACCAGCCCAAAUCCCAAUCUGAGUCCUUGACCUCACCUCCCCCCUGUGAGCCCCCUGUGGUAGUAGAGAGAGUGGACAAGACCAGCGAGGCCCAGCUAGCUCAGAUGGAGAGCAGAGUCCUAGAUACGAGGAAAAGAGCAGAGAAGGACUUGGAGCGUCUGCAGUUUCCUGCCCCCGAGCUGCCUGGCACAAUCGAGGUUGAGGAGCCCAUGCCAGGCAUGCUGUUCUUCAGACAGUCUCCACCUCAGCCUCUGUCUGAACGGAAAACACCCCAUCACACAGAGACUAUGACCCACCCCAAAAUAUGCGUAACUGUGGAUGCCACAAUUCCCCCCAAGCCUCGGGACUCUCAAUUUGAGGGCUCAUCCAGGAUAUCAAAAGCGCCGCAGUCGCCUGCUCUUGCAGGAAAGGCACAGACUUUGCACACAGGUGUGGACAAUGAUUGCAGUGAUCAUGUGACUGGUGGCGAGGGCAUAGGCUGUCAUGGUGACGACGGGGAGGAGGACAGCGACAGCACGGGCCGCGAGGCGGCAACGUUCCCCCUGCGCCGGCAGGUCUCGCACGAGUUCCUGGAGAUGCGCUUCAAGAUCCAGCAGCUCCUGGAGCCCCAGCCUUACCUGGCCGUGCUGCCGCACCACGUGCUGGUCCAGAUCUUCAGCCUGCUGCCCACCCAGGCCCUGGCCGCCCUCAAGUGCACCUGCCGCUACUUCAAGUCGGUCAUCGAGAGCUACGACGUGCGGCCCACCGACUCGCGCUGGGUGUCGGAGCCGCGGUACCGCGACGACCCGUGCAAGCAGUGCAAGAGGCACUACCGGCGGGGCGAUGUGUCGCUCUGCCGCUGGCACCACAAGCCCUACUGCCAGGCCAUGCCCUACGGCCCCGGCUACUGGAUGUGCUGUCGGGGGGCCCACAAGGACGCGCCUGGCUGCAACGUGGGCCUCCACGACAACCGCUGGGUGCCCACUUUUCACCGCAUGAACAUGCCAAUCUAUAAGAACAGAGAGGGUGAUGAUGAGGUCUAGUGUGGGGAGGGUGUGUGUGUGCGCGUGCAUGUAUGAUGGAUGUGUCUGUGUGAUCUGGGGAGGGAGGAAUGGGAUUGGGACUAUAUAUAUAUAUGGGCAAUGUGCAACAAAAAAAAUGAAAUCCGUAUGCUUUUUAUCUGUGAGGGCUGUGUGUGCUCAAAGUGUGUUUGUAUCAAUAUGUUGCCAUAUUAUGAGUGUAAAUUUUUCUUUAUUUUUAUGUGUUCUGGGGUGGAUGUGUGAGCAGGUUGCUCAAACUCAUUAAGGAAUCGCUGGAUCUUCCCCUCUGCCUGUUUCCCCUCCCAACCUCCUGUCAAUCAUGACCAGCUGGCCUAUGAUAACCCUUCCUCAGGUUGUGGCAGUCGGUCUGCACUUUAAAGUCUGCAAGACUUGCCCACUCCAACGGUUUCCUUAACAGAAACGCUGUGUGGGGCCUGCUUGCUUGAAUGAAUUGUUGUGGUUUUGUUUGGAGCGAGCAUUAAUUGAACAUUGACUAAGUUAUAUUUGAAAAGAGCAUCUCUGUAAUGUUUGUCCUGACUGUUCAUUUUGAUGCAUACUGAAGCACCCUGACGCGACACCAUUUGUUUCCCAGCUAAGCAUUAAUAUAUAUAUAUUUUUUUUUUCAAAGUCAGUUUCCUGUACAUCUACACACUGGGCAUCCCUGAAUGCUGUGGGCAAGCGUGUAUGGCCAUGCACCCUGCUUGCCUUUGUGGCGUUCUGACACACACACACACACACACACACACACACCAGCCCUACACCUUUCUGUCCUGCUCGGUUCCUCACAGGCUUGGGUGCCCUUUUCUAGGUUGUGAGAGGGAGGUGGGUGGAUGGUGGAUAGGUUUUCUGAGCUCACCUGUUUACAUUGUACAAAGCAUCAAACACAUCAUAUAUAGAUAUAUCUAUCUAAUACAGGGUGAAGAAUGGUUGCAUGUGUAUAACUUGAAUGCAUUUUCUUUUCUGUCGGUUGAAAUUGUUUCCUUUUUAAAGCGUUUUCUUUUUUUUUUUUUUUUUUUUUUUUUAAGCCAGAUGUAAACUGUCUGUAUACAUACACAAUCAUACAAAAAUUUAAAAGAAUAUUUGAAAGAUGGGUGUUUACCAUACUUUUACUGUAGGCUUUGCUGACAGGCCACUGAAAUGGGCAGGAUUGUGACCCCCCAGUGCUUUCCAUUUCUUACCGAACUUUUUUUUUUUUUUUUUUCCUUUUAUUAAUUAAAAGAACUUAAAUAAAUAAAAUUAGAAGUGUAAGUGUAUUUCAGAUUCUUUUUUUUUAAAGGAUGAUAUUGUAUACAAGUUCUCUACUGUUAUCUGCCUCUCGAUACAUUUUACUGUGGUAAAGUGCAUUCAUAGAGAAUUUGUCAAUGGCUGCUCUUGCCUUUCCUUUAUUGUUCUCGUAUCCUUCCCACAAAGUGUAUGUACAGUAUAUAAGAUGGACUAUAUUCUGCAAUGGAAGUUGGGAGAUGUUGGCCUUAAUGGACUUUAUCAAAAGUAUUAAUGUCAAUAAAAGACAGAAAUGAAAAACAAAAAGUCAA